Molecule: messenger RNA, 708 nt
Organism: Penicillium canescens
Lineage: Eukaryota; Fungi; Ascomycota; Eurotiomycetes; Eurotiales; Aspergillaceae
Product: putative TFIID and and SAGA complex TAF10 subunit
Exons: 2
Coding region: 1-708 (235 amino acids)
Biological process (GO): transcription initiation at RNA polymerase II promoter
Cellular component (GO): nucleus; SAGA complex; transcription factor TFIID complex
Molecular function (GO): promoter-specific chromatin binding; RNA polymerase II general transcription initiation factor activity
Source: RefSeq, a predicted model, not a curated record
AUGGCCGACUCUCAGACACCGCAACCUCCCUCCGGAUCAGAGCACCUCACCCCAGCUCCCCUCACUGAAGAUAAUAUUAAACCCGACCCUGAUCUCGACGUAUCAAUCGAACAAGAAGUCGACAUGAAUACCGAAAACCAGCCUGGCGCUAAUCCAGACGAUACAACUGCGCCCGGUAUCGACCCUAUGGCACCAGCGCCGCAGCCCUCGAAGAAGGAAACGAGCUUGCGCGAGUUCCUAGGCAAAAUGGAUGACUAUGCUCCAAUCAUCCCCGACGCUGUCACAGCCCACUACCUCACCCUAGCCGGCCUCCCACCACCAGGCACAGGCCCGGGCCAAACCCCACCACACCUAGCCCGCCUCCUCGCCCUAGCAGCACAAAAGUUCGUCUCAGACAUCGCCGCCGACUCCUACCAAUUCGCGCGCAUUCGCGCCUCCAACAGCUCCUCCGCCAAUAACCCCAUUGGCAGUCUUGCCGCCGCAUCGGGCCUGAACGCCCCGGCCGGUGCAGGCGGAGCGCCCGCUCCUGGCGGCGACGGCGGGAAGGGUAACAAGGCUAAUACCCACCUGGGUAUUCAGAGGCCUGGCUUUGGGGGCGGUGGUUCUGGUGGGUCUGGGCAGGGUCGGACGGUUCUCACGAUGGAGGAUUUGGGCAUGGCGGUUUCCGAGUAUGGGGUUAGUGUGAAGCGUGGCGAGUUCUAUCGGUAG